Ziziphus jujuba (common jujube) is the source of this 2477-nucleotide messenger RNA. RefSeq lists its product as uncharacterized. Bases 38 to 2311 code for a protein of 757 amino acids. The transcript has 6 exons. Lineage: Eukaryota; Viridiplantae; Streptophyta; Magnoliopsida; Rosales; Rhamnaceae. The record is from RefSeq and is a predicted model, not a curated record. Gene Ontology annotation, molecular function: protein binding.
CUAGAUCACUCUCUCUCUUACGCUAGAGCUGUCCGAAAUGGAAAGAGGGGAUGAAGCGCAACUGUACCGGAACUUCAAACAUCUGUACGAAGGGUUAAUGAGGGGCGACAUUGACAAAGUGCUGAGACAAUAUGAAAAAUUACCGGCUUGUCCUCCAAAGCAGUUAACGGUGCUGGGAGACACACUUCUUCACAUCGCCAUUUACAUGGGCCAUGAAAACAUAGCAAGAGAAAUCCUCAACAGGCAGCCCCAGCACGAUCUUUGUACACUCAUCCGCGCUCAAAACGCCGUCGGAGACACCAUUCUCCACGAGGUCGCUGCCACCAAUAUGGUGGGACUCGCCAGGUAUUUGCUAGAGAAGGCUCAAGAUUUGCUUUAUACGGCCAACGAGCUUGGAGAAACGCCUCUCUUUCGUGCUGCCCAUAACGGUCAACGACAAAUGUUUGACCUCCUUGCUUUGGCAGUGCAUAUGACAGACCGAGACAAUCUCCAACGACAUCUAAUCAGGAAGGACCGCACUAACAUUCUUCACAUGGUCAUUCUUGCUGAGUUCUUUGAUCUUGCUUUUGUAAUAGCUAAAAAAUAUCCGUUUUUAGUAAUUGAAAGAGAUGGAUUUGGGAAAAUAGGUCUUCAACUAUUGUCAAGCAAUCCUUUGGCGUUCAUGAGCGGAAGGAAUUAUGGAUUACUCAAGAGAUUGAUUUUUAGAUACUGUGCUCCGAGUACGUAUGAGAACACCAGGAAGAAAGAAGGUUACCAGGGAGAAGAUCAAAUAGAUUCUUACGAAAUCGAUUCAUUGGAUGAUGAAGAUGAGGAUCCAGACAAUCGUAAGCCUAAAGAUUGCAAGAUGCCUCAAGCAUUUACUGUUUGCAUGUCCAUCUUUGCCUCAGUAUUAACAAAGUUAAAUAUUUCAAUAUGGACAUUUCUUAGAGCAUGGCCAACGAUUGAAAGAAUGUAUAAAGAACAUGGAAAGCAUGAAUCGGCUUUCAGACUAGCCAAGUUGCUUAUAAAACAAGAUACAACGUGGGAAAUAAAUUUGUCCAAAGAAGACAGAGGCAAGAUUUCUCUUGGAGUUUCCAACCUCCCAAAAGGAGAGGAUGAUGAAGAAGAAGGAAAAAACAUAGCAAGGCAAGGUAAAAAUAAGAAAGGAAAAGAGCAAAGACUUCGCACUAAGAGUACUACUCUUCCUCCUCGCAGAUUUAGCUCUCUUCUUCCUUCAACUGAUUUUCCUCCUGGUAUGGACGACAAAAGUUUUCCAAAUCCUAACACAGAAGUAUCCGAGAGCAGUGAAAUUGAAAGAGAAACAAAUGAGCAAACAAUACCUCCUGUAUUGCGCGAUUUACCUGCUCCUCCUACCUCACUUCUUACCGCUACAAGCCACGGGAUAGUUGAAAUUGUUAAGGAGAUUCUAAGAGUGUUUCCUCAGGCAGUGGAACAUGUAAGCGAUGCAGGGCAGAAUAUAUUGCAUAUAGCCAUUAAACACCGGAAAUUGGAGAUCUUUCGUCACGUAAAGAAGAUGCAAUUGCCGAUGACUAGGUUGGUUAGAAGGAUAGACAACAAUGGAUACACAAUUUUACACCAUGUUGGAGUCAUGAGGUACUACACUGGAGGUACUCUCCCUGGUCCUACACUCCAGUUGCAAGAAGAGUUGCGUUGGUUUGAGCGUGUCCGAAAGAUUGUUCCACCCCAUUAUGAGAUGCAUCGUAACAACAAAGGGGAGACUGCUCAGGAGUUCUUUCGUCGAACACAUUCGAAACUCCUCAAAGAAGCUCAGGAUUGGCUUAAGCGGACCUCUGAGUCGUGCUCUGCUGUGGCUGUUCUCAUCGCCACCGUUGCCUUUGCCGCUGCUUAUACCGUCCCGGGAGGUUCGAAUCAGGAUACAGGGGUUCCCAUCCUGCUUCAUGACCCGUUCUUCUUGGUAUUCACAGUCAUGGAUGUUCUCUCCCUGGCCAGCUCUUUGACUUCCGUUGUUAUGUUCCUUUCGAUUCUUACUUCCCCAUUUCAGCUCCAAGAUUUCCAUUAUUCCCUCCCUCGGAAACUAACCCUUGGCUUCACAUUCCUCUUCUUUUCUGUGGCGGUGACAAUGCUUGCGUUCGCGGCCACGAUCGUGCUCAUAAUUCAUUUGAAGAAGAGAUGGAUUACAACUCUCAUUUACGGCCUUGCUUUCCUUCUAGUCACUGUCUUUGCUCUGUUGCAGUUCCCUCUGUACCUUGCAUUCAUGGAUACCAUGAAGUAUUCUUGGAAAAUGGUCAAGCAUUCUCUUCCUGCUCUUCCUUGUUCUACCAAUGUGUCCACCUUUUACAAGAGCGAGUGAGAUGGUGCCGAUCAAAGAGAUUUUUAUAUGUGAUGCGAAUUAAACUUUUUAAACAUAUUGUAACAUAUAUGAUGUUGUGAUCAUUCAAAAGUCACCUUAUUUGAUAGCAAUUUUUGUUCUAAUUUUGUUCAAAAAUCCAAAUCUAAUAGCCCUUUUGUGUGGUACU